Talaromyces stipitatus ATCC 10500 is the source of this 2952-nucleotide messenger RNA. RefSeq names its product DNA repair protein Rtt107, putative. Bases 123 to 2705 code for a protein of 860 amino acids. Lineage: Eukaryota; Fungi; Ascomycota; Eurotiomycetes; Eurotiales; Trichocomaceae. Gene Ontology annotation, cellular component: nucleus; Cul8-RING ubiquitin ligase complex. Gene Ontology annotation, biological process: DNA double-strand break attachment to nuclear envelope; double-strand break repair. The transcript has 4 exons. The record is from RefSeq and is a predicted model, not a curated record.
AACACAACUGCCAGCAGCAGCUGUGUAUUUUCCAUCCAUAUUUAUCUUGUUCGUGUAAUUUAGUGGACACAUUUUGAUCUCUCUUGUCCGAAUUCUCCCGGCGUGGGAGAAGAGACGGGGCCAUGACGGAGAAACAAAAGGGUCGUCCGCAGCUGCUUAGCGACUGCAAGAUAUGUGUCGCCCGAUGUAACAAUCUUGAAGAGGAUGCUGUGAUGCAGUUGGAUAUUUUGAUCUCAGAACAUGGCGGUGAAGCAGUCAUACACGAGGAACCAGCACCUUUCCCACCAGUCGAGCAGUUCACUCAUAUCAUCUCGCUGACUGCCGAUUUCCCUGCAUACCAAUCCGCAUGCGACGCCAUGAUCCCCGUGGUUAAGCCUCAGUGGUUACAAGCCUCUAUUGCAAAAGGCAAACUGGCGAACCCCCGCCAGUUCAGCCCUGACCCAAGGCUAUUUUUCAGCGAUGUCGUCGUGACUUGUGGCGAUAUUCCAGACGGUGAUAAAGACGCGAUCAUAGGUGGAGUGAUAGCAAUGGGUGGUUUAUACUCGCCUCGCCUGACUUUUCAAGUAACCCACCUUGUCGAUCUUAGUAUGGAGUCUGAUAAGGCGAAACUCGUUGUCUCCAAGAACCUAGGUGCUAAAAUAGUGUUGCCUCACUGGUUCGAUGAUUGCUUGAAACUUGGAAGGAGGAUUGAUGAGCGUCCUUAUACUCUGCCUAAUCCUGAAAUCUUGAAUGCCGGACCAGAUAUUCCUGUUCGUACUUUUGGCAACGCGGCCAUUGUCGGAGCGUCUACGCCAGAGCCCACUGCCCUACCUACUCCGAGUCGUUCGCCAAACCACCACCGUAGCUUGAGCGUUUUGGAAGGCAAGCACAUCAUGCUCUCUUCAGAUCUUGGAAUUGGAAAGCAUCUGCUAGAUUCUAUUGAAGACCUUAUCAAGCAAGGAAAUGGUACAGUCACCAAGGACUUGGGAAAAGCAGAUAUGUUCAUUUGUCGAUACCGUGAAGGCUUCGAGUAUCGCACAGCCUCGCGAUGGAACAAGGAUGUCGGCAAUUUGUCUUGGCUCUUUUAUCUCAUUACACACAACAAAUGGACAUCGCCUCUUCGACGCUUGCUCCAUUACCCUGUUCAUCGUGACGGUGUCCCCGGAUUCCAAGGGUUCCGUAUCAGUUUGUCCAACUAUGUCGGUGAAGCACGAGCAUAUCUCGAAAACCUGAUCCAAGCUGCUGGUGCUGAAUGUACAAAGACGCUCAAAACAGACAACACUCAUCUCAUCACAGCUCAUGAUAAGAGCGAGAAAUGUGCAGCGGCCAAAGAAUGGGGCUUACAAGUCGUUAACCACCUCUGGCUUGAGGAAAGUUAUGCAAAGUGGAAAAUGUUACCGGUCUCCGAUCCACGAUACACCCGUUUCCCCCCGCGUACAAACCUAGGGGAGGUUGUCGGUCAGACUGAGCUCGACAAAGCCGUUCUCGAACGCAACUUUUUUCCCGCAGACAGCAGUGUUGAUCAGAGUAGAGUCAUGCAGCAAAAGGAUCAAAAUAUAGCUGCAAAUACUGAGGUCAUCAAGACAAUUUCACCUCAGGGACAAACGAAGUCUGUCACAAAGUCAUCGCCUGCUCCGUCGAAAACAACUGCAACCACUACACCCCACACAAGCAGGUCAUCCUGCAAGACAUCAAAUACGGCAGACGCAAAGACGCCGAUCAUUUCUCGGUUCCUAGCAGACGAAAAAGAAAAUGUUACACCCUCGACGACAAGUAGCCGAAAAUCUAAAGAGGCUGCUGCUGCGCGUAUACAUGAUAUUGCUCCUGAUAUUGCACUUUACGAGAAAGAAAAGAAACGAGUUGGUGGUGUUGUCUACGGAGGACGGCGCAAGACAGACCCAGAUCUCAUUGUUCCUGCAAACAACAAGAAAAGGCGAUCCGCAGAGCCCGAAGAAGAGGAUGAUGCCGAGGAGGAAAAGGAAACGAAGCGACAGAAGAAGGUUAAGCCUCCUGUGGCCAUGCAUCUUAUGAUAACUGGAUUUCAAAGAUGGGUUGGCAAUCUGAAACAGGAGGACACAGACAAGCGACACCUUCGCAAUCUGGGAAUUGCCAUCACUCAAGACGCAAAGAAAUGUACACAUCUUGCUGCGCCAUCCAUUCUCCGUACACCAAAGUUUGUCAGCGCCCUUGCCUAUGCCCCUGUUGUUGUGCAUAUUGAUUACGUCACUGAAUGCCUUGCGAAAGAUGAGCUACUUGACCCUUCCGAUUUUGCCUUGGUUGAUAAAAUUACCGAGAAGAAGGUAGGCUUCAACUUGGCGGCAACCCUUGAGAGAGCAAAAACCAACAAGAACAAACUUCUUCGCGACUAUCGAAUCUGCUGUGUCGAGACCAUUCGUGGUGGCUUUGAUGCAUUCAAGUCAAUUGCCGAGGCGAAUGGUGGUGAAUGUACAUUGUUCCGGGGACGUGUCUCCAUGAAUGACCAUCGUCGUCGAGACCCGGACUCGGAAUCAGAUGAAGAAGAAGACCACCUGAUGAAAAAUGAUGUAUUCCUUGUGAGUGGUGAGGAGCCAGAACACGUCAAAGUUUGGCCCCGAUUUCGUCAAAUGGUUCUUGAGGCUGGGAAAACACCACGCAUCGUCAAUGUCAACUGGCUGUUGGAUAUUGCCAUGUCUCAGGAAAUUGGUUGGAAGGAUGAAUAUGAAUACAAAACGGAUGUGGCUUUCUGAAAACGAUCUGUCUUGGUUAGAGAGGGAGUAACGGGGGGCGCGUACAUAGUACAUAGCGAGAGGAUUAAUGGCUUUAUGCUUGUUGAUAAUCGGUGCGCUGGUUUGGUUCUCGGCGUUAGACUUCACCAACCUGAUAUGAUUUGUUUGGAUGCACCUUUUUUUUUUUUUUUUUUUUUUUUUUGCAGUGUCACUAGCGUGGGAUAUCAUUGCAUCGAUCAAUGUGUUUGAUUGGACUUCAGAAGAAUUU